This is a messenger RNA of Budorcas taxicolor (takin), 2685 nucleotides long. RefSeq names its product cilium assembly protein DZIP1-like. Bases 1 to 2610 code for a protein of 869 amino acids. Gene Ontology annotation, biological process: cilium assembly. NCBI's taxonomy places the organism in Eukaryota, Metazoa, Chordata, Mammalia, Artiodactyla, Bovidae. The transcript has 20 exons. Gene Ontology annotation, cellular component: ciliary basal body; cytoplasm. The record is from RefSeq and is a predicted model, not a curated record.
AUGCCAGCGGAGGCGGCGGAUUUGCUUCCAAGCAUGCCCUUUCAGAAGCACGUCUACUACCCGCUCGCCGCCGCCGGCGGCCUGGAGGCACCCGACGCCUCCGCAGCGGCCGCGGCGGGCGGGGCCGCCAUGGCCUGUGGCCCCCCAAGCGCGGCGUCGGGCCCCCUGCCCUUCUUCCAGUUCCGCCCGCGGCUGGAGAGCGUGGACUGGCGGCGGCUGAGCGCCAUCGACGUGGACAAGGUGGCGGGCGCCGUGGACGUGCUCACGCUGCAGGAGAACAUCAUGAACAUCACCUUCUGCAAGCUGGAGGACGAGAAGUGCCCACACUGCCAGUCGGGCGUGGACCCGGUGCUGCUGAAGCUCAUCCGCUUGGCGCAGCUCACCAUCGAGUACCUGCUGCACUCCCAGGAGUUCCUCACCUCGCAGCUGCACGGCCUGGAGGAGCGGCUGCGCCGGAGCCUGGCCGAAGGCGAGCACAGCAAGAAGCUCCUCACCAAGCAGGCCGGCGAGAUCAAGCUGCUCAAGGAAGAGUGUAAACGCAGGAAGAAGUUGAUCUCCACCCAGCAGCUGAUGAUCGAGGCCAAAGCCAGCUAUUACCAGUGUCAUUUUUGUGACAAGGCCUUUAUGAACCAAGCUUUCCUACAAAGUCAUAUUCAGCGCCGUCACCCUGAAGAUUCGCAUCUUGAGUAUAAGGCAAGGGCUCAGACGGACAAGCUCCAAAGUGAGAUCGACAUGUUGAAGGAGCAGCUGCAGCUCACCAAGUCUCAGCUAGAGGCUGCACAGCAUGCCCACGCAGUCAGGCUCUCUAAGGAAUAUGAAAUGCAGAAAACAAAAGAGGAAGAAUUUCUGAAGUUAUUCGAUAGAUGGAAAGAAGAAGAAAAGGAGAAACUAGUUGAUGAAAUGGAAAAAGUCAAGGAAAUGUUUAUGAAGGAGUUUAAAGAACUGACUUCUAAGAACUCAGCAUUAGAAUAUCAAUUGUCAGAAAUCCAGAAGUCCAAUAUGCAGAUCAAGUCUAACAUAGGCACGCUAAAAGAUGCACAUGAGUUUAAAGAAGAACGUCCACAGCAUCCCCAGGAUUUCCAAAAUGUGAUGCAGCUACUUGACAAUCAGGAAAGCAAGUGGACAGCUCGUGUUCAGGCUCUUCAUCAAGAACACAAGAAAGAAAAGAGCCGGCUCCUGUCACAUAUAGAGAAACUUCGAACUUCAAUGAUAGACGAUCUAAAUGCAAGUAAUGUCUUCUAUAAGAAAAGGAUAGAAGAACUAGGGCAGAGGCUCCAGGAACAGAACGAGCUGAUCAUCACUCAGAGACAGCAGAUUAAGGAGUUCACCAGUAAACCGUUAAACAGUGUCAGUGAACCCAAAGGGAAUCUUUUAACCUGGCAAACUUUUGAAUCUAAGCCAACUGCCCCAACUGUACCAAUGAAUGCCCCAGCCCCCCAGACACUGGAUGCGAAGUCGAGUCUAACAAUGGCACAUGAACAGGCAUUCUCAUCGCACAUACUGGAACCAAUAGAAGAACUUUCAGAGGAAGAAAAAGGAAGAGAAAAUGAACAGAAAUUAAAUGACAACAAGAUACAUAUAAGGAAAACUUUGAAGAAUAACCCUUCCCUCACUAAGGAAAUAAGAACCGUCUUGGAGCAGAGUUUGGUGGAGAAACUGGAAACCUUGGGAAUUAAUGCAGAUAUACGUGGUAUUCCAAGUGAUCACUUGAAUAGAGUGCUAAGAACUGUAGAAUCAACAAGACAUGAGCGAGAAAGACAAAUACCUAACAUUCAGCAAAUUCGAGAAUUCCUUGAACAUCAGGUCAGCUGUAAAAUUGAAGAGAGAACACUGCUGUCCACAGACAGGUAUGGUGCUUCUCAAAUGGACACCCUUUCAACUGGAGAACUACCCAAAGCAAUACACCUUCCUCCCAAAAGCAGACAGCUGAUUAGACAAAGACCUGUUUUUUCUGAUAGAACAUCUGUUCCAAAAGUUAAGAAAAAUGCCACAGAAGAUCAUUUUCCCAGGAGGUCUUCCACUAUUGUGACUCCUCCCUUCAGUUCCGAGGAGGAGCUGGAUGCUGACGACCUCAUCCAGGCGUUCACUUCCCCAGAUGUACUUCCUGUGCUGUCGUCUAAAAGCAACAAGAGUAAUUUUGGAAAGAGCGCUGUCGUCAAAAGCGACACUGACUGGACCGAGGGAAGUGAAAUUGAGGACUCUGAUAUUUCCCCCAAGCCCACAGGAACCUCCAUUAAAACAUUAACUGGAAAAGUUGAAAAGACGGUUUCAAAUCACAGAAAUAUGAAUAAGCCAGUUGGUGGAAUUAAUGUUGCUGACACAUUCAUCAAAAAAGAACUAAAAGAAGAUCUAAAGUGUACAGAUGUGGACGAUGAUGACUGGGACAUAUCAUCCUUAGAGGAAGACAGAUCUAUAGGGAGAAAAGCUGGGAGAGAACAGAAGGAACCUCCUCCACCUGUGAAGAAUGAGUCAAAUUCUACUCAAGUGCCAAAUGCCUGGGGUGCAGCUAACCCGAAAGGACCAAAGGGAGAAGGACCUCAGGAUGAGUCCAGUACACUGAAAAGCAGCUUAGUAACUGUGACUGAAUGGAGCGACUCUUCAGACGUGUAACCGUCACCCUGUGCGUCAGGAGGUCCGUCCAGACUUCAGCAGUAUUUGGUAUCGUGCUAUUUCAGCACUGCCUAC